GUUUGAUAUGAUGAUUAGAACAUAACCAGAGUGACACGUUGAAUUCGCCAUAAUCAAGGAACCUUUUUCCGGGUGGGGAUCUCUGAAAUUACUCAGUGAGCAACCCUAAUUAACCUGAUUUUUUGCUGAUAAUCACUGUCAAUGGAAUCAAAUCACAAAUCCGGGGAUGGAUUGAGCGGCACCCAGAAGGAAGCGGCCCUCCGCGCACUGGUCCAGCGCACAGGAUAUAGCUUGGUCCAGGAAAAUGGACAGAGGAAAUAUGGUGGCCCUCCACCUGGUUGGGAUGCUGCACCCCCAGAAAGAGGCUGUGAGAUUUUUAUUGGAAAACUCCCCCGAGACCUUUUUGAGGAUGAACUUAUACCAUUAUGUGAAAAAAUUGGUAAAAUUUAUGAAAUGAGAAUGAUGAUGGAUUUUAAUGGCAACAAUAGAGGAUAUGCAUUUGUAACAUUCUCAAAUAAACAAGAAGCCAAGAAUGCAAUCAAGCAACUUAACAAUUAUGAAAUUAGAAAUGGGCGUCUGUUGGGGGUCUGUGCCAGUGUCGACAACUGCCGAUUGUUUGUUGGGGGAAUCCCCAAAACCAAAAAGAGAGAGGAAAUCCUAGCAGAGAUGAAAAAGGUCACCGAAGGUGUUGUGGACGUCAUUGUCUACCCGAGCGCUGCAGAUAAGACCAAAAAUCGGGGCUUCGCUUUUGUGGAGUAUGAGAGUCACAGGGCUGCUGCCAUGGCCAGGAGAAAGCUGCUGCCAGGAAGAAUUCAGUUAUGGGGACAUCCUAUUGCAGUAGACUGGGCUGAACCAGAAGUGGAAGUCGAUGAGGAUACAAUGUCUUCAGUGAAAAUCCUGUAUGUAAGAAAUCUUAUGCUGUCUACCUCUGAAGAAAUGAUUGAAAAGGAAUUCAACAAUAUUAAACCAGGUUCUGUGGAAAGAGUAAAGAAAAUCCGUGAUUAUGCUUUCGUACACUUCAGUAACAGAGAAGAUGCCGUUGAAGCUAUGAAAGCUUUAAAUGGAAAGGUGCUGGAUGGUUCCCCCAUUGAAGUGACCCUAGCCAAACCAGUAGACAAGGACAGUUAUGUUAGAUAUACCAGAGGCACUGGUGGAAGGGGCACCAUGCUGCAAGGAGAAUACACGUACUCUUUGGGUCAUGUUUAUGAUCCUACCACAACCUACCUUGGAGCACCUGUCUUCUAUGCCCCGCAGGCCUAUGCAGCAAUUCCCAGUCUUCAUUUUCCAGCCAACAAAGGCCAUCUCAACAAUAGGACCAUAAUCCGAGCCCCUUCUGUCAGAGAAAUUUACAUGAAUGUACCUGUAGGGGCUGCGGGAGUGAGAGGACUGGGCGGCCGUGGCUAUUUGGCAUACACAGGCCUGGGGCGUGGAUACCAGGUCAAAGGAGACAAGAGAGAAGACAAACUCUAUGACCUCUUACCUGGAAUGGAGCUCACUCCAAUGAAUCCUGUCACUUUAAAACCCCCAGGAAUUAAACUUGCUCCCCAAAUAUUAGAAGAAAUUUGUCAGAAGAAUAACUGGGGACAGCCAGUGUACCAGCUGCAUUCUGCCCUUGGACAAGACCAGAGACAACUGUUCUUAUACAAAGUCACCAUUCCUGCCCUCGCAAGCCAGAAUCCUGCAAUCUAUCCUUUCAUACCUCCAAAGCUAAGUGCCUAUGUGGAUGAAGCGAAGACUUACGCAGCAGAAUACACUUUGCAGACUCUCGGCAUCCCCACUGAUGGAGGGGACCCUGGCACUGCAGCUGCUGCUGCCACUUCUGCUACAGUUUUCCCAGGAUAUGCUGUCCCCAAUGCAACUGCACCGGUGUCUGCAGCUCAACUCAAGCAAGCAGUGACCCUGGGACAAGACCUUACAGCUUACACAGCAUAUGAGGUCUACCCGACUUUUGCAGUGACUGCCCGGGGGGAUGGAUAUGGAGCCUUCUGAAGAUACCUUUCUUGUACUUUAACAGUGAGACACACAACACUCUGUAUAGAAGAAAUAAACUUCUAACUCAGUGCCCUAGUGAUCCUAAGUCAUGCCUUUCCUGAAACUACAUGACUUAAGACUCAUUAUAGAAUCAAGACCUGUGAAUGUUAUUUCUCAAUGAAAUCAAACACUAAGGAGCCUUUCCAUCAACAGAAAACUGAAGAGUGAAGAGUCAUUGACAGCAAAAAAAAAAAAAGAAGAAGAAGAAAGAAAAGUUGUUCUUCCAAGGUUCCUGAAUAUUCUAGGAGUAUGUUUACAUACCCUGACCGAAUGGGAAGAGGUCUUAGCAGGCCAAAGCUGAGUAAGUAGGCCUGAGCAGCCAGGAACACCAGGAACAGCUAAAUAAACUCUAGAAUCAACCCUUGACUCCCAGCUGCUUUGUGAUUUGCAAAGCCACAAAGAGGAAACAAAGGUAGGAAGAUGUUUCACCACUGUCCACUAUUGUGGGGACAUGACCGCAGGCGUACCCUCAUAAAAACUUCGCAAGAGUAUGAAUUCAGCAUCACUUCAGCCUAAAAGUUCUAUCUAGUCUAUCUGUCAUCAGUGAGGAUUUUUCUGUCCCCUGAAGCCUCUGGGUGCUUUCUACAAAUUGAUAUCCCAUCUUUUAGAUAAGUUUGAAAGAAGUCCAAGCCCAUGUUUUUUCCAUUCAUUAUCCUAUACCUACUUUUACCUGGAAAUUCUACUCAACCCCAAGACUCUUGCAAAACCUGUGCCAACCUACAGUGCUGAAAUGAGGAACGACUUUUUCUCAUUUAACAUUUUGACUUGUUCAUUACUUUCAGCUUGAACUCAUUUUAUUUGUCUCUACUAUGCCUCUGCCUCCUAAAUACUGGGAUUACAGGCAUACAGCACCAAGAUCUAAACAGUUUUAUUAACUCAGGCUUUCCUGGAAUUCUCAUUUAUAUUAAAUCUGUCAAUCAUCUUCUACCUUCCCUUCCUUACACUUUCUUUCAGUAAGCAAAAGUACCUCUACCAUAGCUGGUGGUUUAUUUAAAACCAUCACAGGAAAAUCUUCCAUUUGUCACUGCAGAUUAGAAACUGUUCAGAUGCUCAGCAAGUAUAUUUGCCCAAUCUUCUAGAGUCUUGGUGCUCUUCCAAAAGAAGGGUGCUGCAAACCAGAAAUGAUAUUCCUAGUUUGCAUACUUGUAAAGGAUUGCUUUGUUCAAAACAGAACUCAUUUAAGAAGUCCAGUACAAAUACUGUGUUGUUCUUUCUCAAAUCUCAUUAACAAUUCAAGAUGUAGAAAGCAAGACUUUGCAGUAAAAAAAAGAAAAGAAAAGAAAAGAGAAGAGAAUUUCAGGUUCUUGUGAAGUUCUUCAGAAUUCAGGAAGACAAAUGCAAAGGUCCAGAAAGUUCUGUCAACCUCUUGUUGGAACUUGGUCAUAAAAAAAACAGGGUAGAUUUUGAUCAAGAUCAGAUGAAUUGCAUUCAGACAUCAAAAGGACUAAGCACAGAGCUGAAAUUCUGGAGAACUAUGCUUUGGGUUUCAUGUUUACUGCUUCACUAUCAGGUGGACAGUAGUUCUCAAAGCUGGCUGCCUGCAAACACCAGCAGAUAAUUUAAUCACACCUCACACCAAUUAGAUCAGAAUGUUUUGGAACAGGUACCUGGCAUCAGUAUUUUUUAGAUUCUUCAGUAAUUUCAAUGGGCCACUAAGUUUAGGAACUACUAAUUUGUCACUGUCUCUUAGGGGUCUUUUUUCACUUUAAUGAAAUAGAAAUUGCAUUAACAACUGCUUAAGUUAAAACAAAUAGCCAAAUCAUAUUUUAUAUAUAGUCACCUCAUAAACAGUAUGAAAUUGAAUGUAAUCCAUUUUGGCUUCAAACUUGAACCAGAUUCUAAAGUGAGAAACUGAAAAAAAAUGGCUCCAAAGUAAUUCUUACAUCCAAAUUGACACUCUUGUCUCCAAAUCUGCUUUUAUUAUCAAGGAGAGUAACUACAUUGACAAAGCAAAUGUCCUUUGGGACAGACAAAUUUCUGCUCCACCUGAAAAAGCAUUUCAAAUUCCAAGAGCAAAAGUUUUUAUUUCUUGUAGAAUCUUUGAAAAUAAAUGGCAAAAACCAUUCUUCAUGCUCAAUUAAUGCAUAAUAAAAGGACUGAGUAGCUAGGAUUAUUGGCAUGAUCCACUGGUGCCUGGCUUGAGCUUAUUGUUUUUAAUGGAAAAUAAUAUUGACUGAUUAUAUUCAUUUUCACAGCAUUUUGGCCAUUUCUUAUUCUCUUCACUAAUAUGGAGAAUUAAACAACCAAUCACCAACCUAUUCUUCACAGAAUAUGUGAAUGAUCUGUUUCCUAUGCACAUAGUUUUAUGCCAGUAACUGUGAAUACAAAUGCAUAUAUUUCCUAUUUCAUUCCUCAUUGAGGCACACAGUCUAUUGGUCCAUCUGCAUUUUUCAAACCUAAAUAUAAUUCAAUCAGCUGCUAGGUUUUGCCACUUGGUCAGAAUCCCAAAAAUAAAUCAACUCCAUUCUAAACCUUAACUUUCCACUGUGACUGCCAAACACUGAGUUGGUACAGUCCUUUUUUUUUAAGAUGAAUUUAACACUUGACCUAUUAUUGUCAUUUACGUAAAAUGAAUUUUCAAGUGCAUUCCCAAGAGAAAUAGAAAGAACUGUGCAAAAAUAGGAAGAGGGAAAAGAAGGUUUAGUUAGAGAAUCUGAAAUUUUAUCAAAUUUACUGAUAUGAGAUGUGAAUGAGUGGAUACCAAGCUUUUCCUUUACUUGAGAACAUUGACUACUUCUGUUUUCUAAUUAUACUUGUGUUUAUAAAACUCAGAAGUCUGAUCAACAAGCUUUAGCCAUACUACUUGUACUAUGUGGCAAUCAAUGUUUUCCUCUUGUAUAUGCAUAGUUUGCUGCUGGUGUACAAUUUUGUUCGGAAACUCACCAUUUUCUAUUGUAAUUCCAAGAGGUCUUUGCAAAUACAUCUAUUUAAAACCACUAUCAUUACCAUCAGUUUGAAUAGUAAUUGUAGUUUGGGAUUUAUAUCUACUACUUGAUAGAAUUCUUUUUCCCCUAUUUUUCUAACGGCAAUAAAGAUAUGUUUAGCCUUUAUCUCUUAAUAAAAACAAGCUGUCAGAGAAAUAAAUUUCUAAUUUCCAGAUGUUAAACAAUCUCUUCUUUUAUGUUUUGUUAUUAUUUUUAUUUAUAUGAAGUUAACUAAGGUGCCAAAAGAAAGAGAUAAAAGCAGUAUUAAAGAGUGUGCAUACCACACCAAUUUUUGUACUUUGUGUACAAUGUUUUAUAGAAUUCUGUGACUAUCUAACUGUAUUAACUAAAAUCAUGUCAUUCACUUAUUAGAAAAAAUAAUCAUUGUUUUGGAAGACAUAAAUACAUUGGUUACCUUAAAAUCAUAAAUCACAUGAAAAGAGAAAUAUAAUAGUCUGUAAUUCUAGGAUAAUGAAAUGGUUUUAAUUGAAUUUCCUAAUACAAUAAAGUUUUAGAAAUGA
This is a messenger RNA of Dipodomys ordii (Ord's kangaroo rat), 5416 nucleotides long. RefSeq names its product APOBEC1 complementation factor (gene A1cf). Gene Ontology annotation, cellular component: nucleus. The transcript is spliced from 12 exons. Gene Ontology annotation, molecular function: mRNA binding. Lineage: Eukaryota; Metazoa; Chordata; Mammalia; Rodentia; Heteromyidae. The coding region runs from base 142 to 1929 and encodes 595 amino acids. The record is from RefSeq and is a predicted model, not a curated record.